AUGGCAGCCGCAACGCGAAGCAUCCUAGCCUUUGGCGCGACAGGCAACAUCGGCAAAUUCAUCAUAAACGAGCUUUCCAAGGCCCACCAAGCCGGCACUUUCUCACGUCUCGCCAUCUUCACAUCCCAAUCCACAGUCGACAACAAGUCCACCAUUAUCAACGACCUCAAGUCUCGCGGCGUCGAGGUCUUCGUCGGUGACAUUGCCAACAAGGACACCCUGAGGUCUGUCAUCAGCGGCCAAGCCAAGGCCCUGAAUUCCGGCAAAUCUGACGCUGCAUUCGACACCAUAGUCUCUGCCGCCGGUCGCCCUGCCAUCCUCAGCCAGAUCCCCAUCCUCGAGGUUGCGGAACAAGUUGAGACUGUCAAGCGUUUCUACCCAUCAGAGUUCGGCACGGACAUCGAGCAUCCAGUCACCAAUGACAAAGAGCCACCGCAUCAGCUGAAACUAAAGGUUAGGGCCUAUGUCCGGGAGAACAUCAAGCGCUUGAGUGUCACCUAUCUGGUCACCGGACCCUACCCGGAAUUCUGGUUCAGACAAACGCCACCGUACCCAUGGACGGGCGGUUUCGAUGUCAAAGCCAAGAAGGCCGUGUUACUUUAUGACGGAAAGAGCGAGAUUGCGUUUACUUCAAUGCCAGACGUGGGCAAGCUAUUAGUUGCAUCGGUCCUUCACCCGGAAGAAUCACACAAUCGUGCUCUGAAGGUUUGCUCCUUCACAACUACGCCACUUGACGUGCUCGCCGAGUUUGAGAAGCAGACAGGCGGCGAAAAGUGGCAGGUCGAGUUCACUAAUCGGGAUACACUUCUGAAGAAGGAGAAGGAAGCGUACGAGGUAGGCAUACCGCAGGGGACAGGUCACACACUGCGGAAGAUCUGGGCAGAUGGAGGGACGAUGUACCCGGAAACUGGCCACGAUAAUGAGAGGAUCGGUGUGAAGGAGAAGGAUAUGGAGAGUCUGGAAACCUUGGUCGCAAGAGCGAUCGCGGAGCAGACGGGUAAUGAGGGGAAGCUGUGA
Messenger RNA from Cyphellophora attinorum, 1017 nucleotides. RefSeq names its product Isoflavone-like protein. The record is from RefSeq and is a predicted model, not a curated record. The transcript is spliced from 2 exons. Bases 1 to 1017 code for a protein of 338 amino acids. Lineage: Eukaryota; Fungi; Ascomycota; Eurotiomycetes; Chaetothyriales; Cyphellophoraceae.